UUUUCAGCGUGAGAUAUAUUCUCUCUUUUUUUCAUAUUGAUUCUGCGUUAAAAUGAAUCAUAGCAAAAGAAUUCAUCAUCACCACUAGGGUGAUUCCUGUUUUUUUCAUUGUAUUUAUUUAUUCACCAGCUACUCUUGUCUCGGAUUACCGAUUCAUUACAAGUGAUUCGGAUGUUUUUUUUUAAUUCAGUAAAUUUGACAAAUUUUCCUUGGAAAAAAGAUGCCGGAAUUGCAAGCCAUCGUUGAUUUCUCCAUACAGAUCAAUAAAUUUGUCAAUAUUGAUCUUUUUCAACGAGGAUUCUAUCAAAUUCGUUUAUCAUUAAAAUUACCCAAUUGUAAAUUGGUAAAUAAAAUUGAACUAAAUCAUCUGAAUCGAACAAAUCUAAACUAUCUUCGUGCAACGAAAAGUGAUUCAUCAUUUUCCAAUUUCAUACCUCACACUGAAUUUCCUCAUAAUAAUAAUGACGAAUCUAAUGGUAAUGUUGGAAUAUUAUUACCAUCAUGUAUAAUCAAUGGAAUGGCUACAUCGAAAACAUUUCAAAUUAAUUAUAAAAACGAAGAAAUAUUAUUAAAUGAUACGGUAUCAUAUCGUAUGAAUAUCUGUUUAGAUAUAAUGAAUUGUAUGGAACAAAUGCAAAAAACAAAUAUCGAAUUAAAUGUUGAAUUAUGGUAUUCAGAUCAAGAAUUUAUACUCAACCAAUAUGAUACAAUGAUCUGUGUAUCUACAAGACAAUUACGUAUUCAUUUUGAUCUAUGUCGUGGAAUACAUUAUUCGUUGCCUGUGAUAUUUGAUUAUUUCCAUCUUUCAGCAGUAACCAUUUCUUUACAUGGUUGUCUUGUUCAAUUGUGCCAACCAUAUAUUUCAUCAUCAUCAUCAUCAUCAUCGUCAUCAUCCCUAUUGACAUCAAAGAAUACCAAUUCAUUCACAUCGACAACAUCAACAAAUUGGUUAUCAAGUUUAUUGAAACAAUCAACGGAUGGAAUGAAUGGUAAAAAAAUCGAUAACAAUCAAUUCAUGUUACAAUUAUGGCGUAUUCAAUUGGCACAAUGGAAAUUGGUAUCGAUAAUGUCAUUAUCAUUAUUGAAUCUUAAACGUGCACUGGAUGAAUAUUAUCGAAUAUUAACACCUUGGCAUCAAGCAAAAAUCAAUUAUGACCGAUUGUUUGUAAAAGUUUCUCUUGACAAUUUCAGUGAAUUAUCCGGUGAUUGUUUUCGACAAAUACAAAAUCAUCUCAAUGAUGUUCAUAGUAAUUUAAAUGUAGAAAAUGUUAUGGAAGAAUUAUUUGCCAAAAAAUUUCCUGAAAAUAAUUUCCAUUCCUGUUUAACGGAUGGAUUGGAACGAAAAAAAUUGGAUGAUAUUAUCGACACAAUUGAACAUGAUGUUGCACAUCUUUGUGGAUUAACCAUUGAACAAUGGCAACGUUUCCUAAUGCUUGUACAGAAUUCUGAACGUAUCAAUCAACAUUUGGCCAAAUUACAUCAUUUUCAACGUAUCAGACGUUUUUCUGAAGGUUUUUUCCUGAUUGAACAUCCACGAAUGAAUCUUAAUGGCUCACUUUGCGAUCAAAAUUCAAAUUUAUUUCUAGAAUUAAGUGAUAAUCUAAGGAAAUCAUCAUAUUUUAUAAAUCUACCACCAUGUGAUGUUGAAUGUAUACAUUUGGAUGGUGAUUACAAUACAUUGCCAAUAAUAUUUGAAGAAAAAUUCCAAUACACCAAACAAUCAGAACCAAUAGUGUUGGAAAAUGGUGAUCAAAAAAAAUCCAUCAAAUCGGCUCAAUCACCAUCAAAAUUAUCAUUAUCAUCAUCAACCACAACAAUCAAAAAUUAUUCACAAUUAAGUAUGGAUUUUCAAAAUGAUAAAAUUUUCAAAAAGCCACUCACCAAUUCACCAUCAUCAUCGUCAUCGCAAAAUUCUAAUUCGGAAAUAUCAAAACCAUCUUCAUUGACAAUAGAAUCAUCGAAUAAUCAUUCAUGGCCAGAACUUUCACCCAAAACGAUCAUAUCAGAUGAGAAGGGAAUGAAAAAAGCAAGCAAUGAUAGUAAGAAAAAACAUCAUAAUCAUCAUCGAAAUAAAGAUUUGGAAAAUUCGACAAAAAUUUUAGACAUAUUUCCUUGUGUUAAUUAUCAGAAUUUUCCCGGUACAAUGUAUUUUCCAAAACCACCGAAAGAAUUUGCUAUGGAAGAAAUGAUUGAUGAACCGGUGGCUCAUGAAGUCUGUAUGAAACCAAUACCAACUGAUCAACAAGAGAAUAACAUCGAUGAUGAACAAUCAAAUAUGGAAUCCACCAGUAUCAAUCCAAAAAUUAUAAUCGAAGAUGUUUUCAGUAAUCAACUAAAUCAUCAUUCAAAAAUGAACAAUUCAUUAUCAUUCCAAGAUCUUACGAAAAUCAAAACAACAACAUCAACAGCAUCAACAACAAAUGAAUCUACAGUGGAUGAUAGCCUAGCUAAACAAAUUGUCGAUCUCAAAAAUUCAAACAAAAAUUUGUUAGAAUCAUCAAAAGAUGAUAUCUAUCUAAAAUCAAACAAUCUGAAUCAUACAAAAUUUACAUUCAUGGAAUUAUUACAAUCAGAUCAUUGUCUUAUAUGUUGUGGAUCGAUCGAUGCGAAACGAGCGAAUGAUUCAUGGCCAUGUAAAUGUAUUCGUACGCCCAUCAAUUGUGUUGUAACGAAAUCAUCGUCAUCAACCGCCACAGCAGAUCAUACAUCGACUGAGCCAAGAAAAGAUGAUCAACCGAAAUUAUCGAAAAAUAAUAAUGAUGAUGAUAAUCAAAAAACAUCAAUUACAACACCUCCACCAUUCCGUCGUGUAUCAUUGUUCGAUACGGAAUUCAUAUCGUUUCUUGGUGAAAAGGAAACAUUUCGUAACAGUAUUGCUCAUAAAGUUCAAGAUCUAAUGUUUUACAGUGAUUUCUCUACACUUGCAUCGCGCAUACCAUAUUUUCAAUGUGAUGCUGAUUUUAAAUCAUUCAAGGACCUGCAUUUGAUCGUUUGUGUACAUGGAUUAGAUGGAAAUAGUGCCGAUUUACGAUUAGUGAAAACUUAUCUGGAAAUAGGUUUACCAACAAAUAAUUUUGAAUUUCUAAUGUCACAACGAAAUCAAGGCGAAACAUUCGAUAGUCUAGAAACGCUUACAGAACGUUUGAUAAAUGAAAUUGAAAAUUUUAUAUCAACGUUGAAAUCAAAACCAUCGAAAAUUAGUUUUAUCGGUCAUUCAUUGGGCAACAUAAUCAUACGGGCAGCCAUUUCAAGAUCAGAUUUUUUGAAACGAUGGCGCAACAAGUUUCAUACUUUUCUAUCGCUUAGUGGUCCACAUCUAGGUUUAGCAUAUAAUCGAAGUGGACUUGUCAAUAUGGGUCUAUGGUUUAUUCAGAAAUUCAAGCGAGCACAAUCUUUGAAUCAACUUUCGAUGAAAGAUGCAACAGAUAUUAAACAAACAUUUCUAUAUCGUUUAAGCAAAAAACCUGGAAUAGAAUUCUUUCGUAAUAUUCUACUAUGUGGUUCUACACAGGAUUAUUAUGUUCCAAUUCAUUCGGCACAUAUUGAACUAUGUAAUGCAGCCAUCAAUGAUCAAUCUGAAUAUGGUAUUGCAUAUCGUGAAAUGACCGAUAACAUUAUACAACGUUUUAUGUCACGACCAGAAUUGAAUAUCAUACGUUAUGAUGUACAUCAUGCAUUGAAUAGUAAUACAAAUUCAUUGAUUGGUCGUGCCGCACAUAUUGCCGUACUUGAUUCUGAAUUGUUUAUAGAAAAAUUCAUGAUGGUAACCGGACUUGGAUAUUUUGUUUGAAAUUUUUGAUAUGAAUGAUAAAAAGCCUUAUUUAUUGUUCGAUUUUCAUGAUUUGAAUGAAUUAAAUUUAUGUUAUUAUGA
Dermatophagoides farinae (American house dust mite) is the source of this 3871-nucleotide messenger RNA. NCBI's taxonomy places the organism in Eukaryota, Metazoa, Arthropoda, Arachnida, Sarcoptiformes, Pyroglyphidae. The record is from RefSeq and is a predicted model, not a curated record.